GUGAAAUUCUCAAUUGACAAUGGCAGGCCUACUAUUUCGUUCCCAGAACGACAUUGACCCCAGCGUCAACGUCCAACAUCUAUCAAGCAAGCCCCAUGUGCCGCCGUUCGUCGGCCGCAUAGGCGGCAAUCAGGGCAUUGUCCUCGAUCGCGCCGAUCCGGAUAAUGCCGAAUAUCUGCGUAAAGUUCCAGAUGCUGCUCCAUUAAUGAGUGCACGAGAUGCCUUUAAUGUGCGCGGGUUCACCGACCUUAACCUCUGGCGAUUUGCGGUGGUGGAAUGCGUUGGGACCAUGAUGUUAAGCUUCAUUACUGCUUGGUCGGCAGCUACUCCCGCUAAUGUUGCCCCCCCUACUCCCACCACACCAGCCGGGAUCUUUGCUACAACAGCCUUUCUCGGCCCUCUUGUCGGCGCCUUUACCAAUUGGGCACUACUGACCCUCUUCAUUUUCUCCUUCUCGGCAGUCAGUGGAAGUCAUCUCAAUCCGACCAUAACGCUAGCCACAUUCUUUGCGCGGCUUAUUUCCUUGCCACGUAUGGUUCUCUACCUGGCCGGCCAAAUCCUCGGCGGAGCUCUGGCCGGGUGGAUAUUGCAGUCAGCGUUCGGAUCCGGACAGUAUUCUGUCGGUGGGUGUGUAGUUGAUACUGCCCUAGUGCCGGUCCGAGAAGCCUUUGUGCUGGAGUUCAUCUGCUGCCUCAUACUGAUCUUCCUGUCAUUUGGUGUUGGGUUAGAUCCCAGACAGGUUAGAGUGUACGGGGCUGCGUUGUCCCCAUGGUUAGUAGGAAUGGUGUUGGGGGUAGUAAGCUUGGGAUCCUCGUAUACGCGGGAAGGCUAUGGUGGUGCAUCACUAAAUCCGGCAAGAUGCUUUGGUGUAUAUGUGGGAUCAUCCUUUCCUGGGUACCAUUGGAUUCACUGGAUUGGUCCUCUUGCUGCCGCUAUCGGACACGGCCUAAUCUACUACCUGGUGCCACCAUGGAAAGCAUGACCAAGCAUUACCCUGCUGUUGACACGACAAUAUCUUAUCGCAAAGGUGUAGAACUGCGUCCGAUAGUGAUGGAACAUGGCUCAAGUCCUUUCAUCCGCGCUUUUGGUGAGUGGCAUUCUGACGCCACUUAAGGUUGCUAGCUCAGUUGAGUAGGCUCAAUUGUCGAUAGCCAGCAAAGCAGGAUGCGUCGUUGACCAGAGGCGGAAUCGGUUUACUGUAACCCAAGAUGCAUCACUUUCCGACUGGUCUAUGGGUGAUGUUAUCAUAUUAAGGCAUAGCUCUCGACCAAUGAGCUCUGUUUAGCCGAGAAAUCAAACUGCGCCACCGUUUGAACUGUC
Molecule: messenger RNA, 1320 nt
Organism: Aspergillus vadensis CBS 113365
Lineage: Eukaryota; Fungi; Ascomycota; Eurotiomycetes; Eurotiales; Aspergillaceae
Product: MIP transporter
Exons: 5
Coding region: 20-982 (320 amino acids)
Biological process (GO): transmembrane transport
Cellular component (GO): membrane
Molecular function (GO): channel activity
Source: RefSeq, a predicted model, not a curated record